AGUGUGCGGACUUAAAUGGCGUCCACAAUAAUCGCACAGAGCAGCACAGGCGGCCCCGUCGAUCCGUCAACUGGAGCGAGCAACAUCGCCAGCAACAGCAGCAGCAGCGGCAGCAACACGCUGCCAGCAAUAUCAGCAACUGUUGCUUCGGCAGCUGCCGAUUUGCACAAUACGCAUCUCAAUCAGUUGAAUAGUCUUAGCCAACACUAUACGACGCCCUAUCAUCAUCACUACCAGCAGCAACACUUGCAGCACCAACAGCAACAUCAGCAUCAACAGCAGCAGCAGCAGCAGCAGCAGCAUCAACAGCAGCAGCAGCAACAGCUACAUCAGCAACAGCACCAACAUUACCAGCAGCAGCAAUCGCUAGAGGAACAACAGUCUCAGCAUUGGGACUAUUAUGCUCGUCAGCAGCCAACGGCGCCUGCCAACAACGCCAGCAACAAUAACAACAACAGCAACAGUAACAGCGAGAACAACAACAGCAGCAACACAAAUGUUUCUACACCCUUGGGCAGCAACAGCAGCAAUGCUAAUGGCCCUGCUGCCAGUGUUAACAAUGGCCACAACCCUGACCACAGCCACGCCCAUAGCCAACGCGUUCAUGGCCCACAUAACAGUGAUACCGUUGCUGCUGCCACUGCCGCCGCCGCCGCCGCUGCCGCAGCAGCAGCAGUAGGCGCCAACGGCAACAGCACCAACUCCAACUCGAACUCGAACUCUAACGGCAGCUAUACACGUCCCUGGGAAAUGGAGUCCAAGGACAACGGGCCGCCGCAGAACCAGCCACACACACAGUUUCAGUCGCAGUCGCAGUCGCAUUCGCAGUCGCAGUCGCAGUCACAGCCAAAGAGCGGCUUUGAGCCCUUCUCAAAGUUGCCCUCAUUCCAGAGUCAAUUUCAUGGCUAUAAUGAUCAGCUAAUGCCCGAUGGCACGCCCAUGCCUCUGCCAAUUGGAGCAGCGGCAGCCGCAGCAGCCGCCGCCGCUGGAGCUGGAGCUGGUGCUGGAGCUGGAGUUGCACCAUCUGGACUCAGCUCACUGCAAACGGUGGCCAUGUCGCCAGCUAGCAUCUCGGUCAGUUCGCCGGGCAUGAUGAGCGUCGGCUCGCCACUGACGCAGCUGCCGGGCAUGCAGACGAGCAUAACGCCGCCAUCGGGCAGCUUUACACCGUUGGGCGCUCCGCCGCCACCGCCGAAUGCAUUUCAUCACAUGCAUUCCCAUCAUCGAGCAACCGGAGCAGGAGCUUAUCCGCUGAUGCCAGCAGCCACCGCUGCAUUUGGGGACUUGCAGCUAUAUCAGCCGUUGACGCCGGGCCUCGCGCCGCUGAUUAAAAAGGAACCGAUGGCUGCGUCGGCUGGUGCAGACUAUGACAUGCUCACGGGCAGCAUGCUGCUCAAGAAGGAAGACUUUGAUCUCAACAGCAACAGUGGCACGCAUCAACAGCUACAUGGCCAUCCUGGCCUGGGCGUGGCUGUGGGCAUGCAUACGCCCACGUCUUACGAUGGCAACAACAGCAACAGCUUUCCGCAUGCGGCUAGUAGCAGUGGUAGUCAUACGCCGCAUACCACGCAGCCGCUGACGCCGACGCCGACGACGACUACGGCGCCCAUCAAGGUAGAGAAGCUGCUGCAGUCGCCGAUAGCACGGCUGGAUGCGAGAAAGAAGGAACGACGGAAACAGCGGCCCAAUUCGCUCGAGUCCAGCGCCGAGAGUGAGGCCAGCGGCAUGGACGUUGAUCCCAGCGGCGGCAAUCCCGGACAAGUGGAUGCCGUCAGCAGCACGGCCAACUUCAAGAGUCCGCUGAGCGCCUUGGGCAUGGGCGACAGCAACGAUGCGAACGCCAGUGGAUGCGAUAAGCAGGAACACCCACCCACAACCAUAACCUUACACUACCAACAACAACCCACCAACGCCAACCACUCCACCAACAACAACUCCUUCUCUUCUUCCGCCUCUGUUUUGCAGUCGAAAAAGAAGCGCAAGCGCUGCGGCGAAUGCGUCGGCUGCCAGCGCAAGGAUAACUGCGGCGAAUGCGCCCCCUGCCGCAACGACAAGAGCCAUCAGAUCUGCAAGCAGCGACGUUGCGAGAAGCUCACCGAGAAGAAGGAACCCAAAGCUAAGCCCAUCGUUUACGGCGCCGACGGCCAACCCGUUCGUGCUGAUGCGAAGCGCGGACGCGGCAAGGGCAAAGCAACUGGCGCCAAUGCCGUCGUCGCCAAUGCCACAGCAGUAGCCGCUGGCAAUGGAACACCAACAACUGGGUCACGCGCCCGCAAAACCUCCACCAAAGCAAAUAAACUGAAUGCAGCCGCUGUUGGGAUUGCAGCCGCAUCAGCAACAUCGCCACGUCUAAGUCCAACGCCAGCAACAGCAACAUUGUUGCCGCAGCAAUCGCCAAAUACCACAACAACAACAGUUGCAGCCGCUGGUAGCUUGCAGCAGCAACAGUAUCAGCAACAGCAACUGCAACAGCAACUGUUGUCACAUCAGCAACAGCCGCAGCAGCAGCAGCAGCUACAGCAGCAACAUCAGCAGCAGUCGCAGCACUAUCAGCAGCAACAAGAGCCACAGCAGCAUUUUCACCAACAGCAACAUUUGCAGCAGCAGCAGCAUCAAUCGCAGCACCAUCAGCAGCAGCACGUGCAGCAGCAACAGCAGCAACAUUUGCAUCAACAGCAACAUCAAAUAACCGCACAAAUACAAACCAUGAAGGAUCAACCGCAACAACCCAUGGCACCUAUGGCCUUCUAUCCGACAUGGCAGGCGGAUCCGUCACAGGGCUGGCAGAACCAGUUCAUACAGCAAAUACCACAGAAUACUCCAGCCAUCACAUCACUCAACUCCUUGGAUUUCCAGACACAGUCCUACGCCUAUCCAUCAAAUGGCUAUGUGCAGACGGGUCUCGGCUUCGAUCCCAAUUAUGGCCGCUCCCCUUACGGCGCGCCCGUGCAGCGCUACGACUUCCAGAGCCAACAGCUCUCGAGUGCACCUAUCAAUCAGGUGGGUCUGCAAAGUGUCGCCGCCGGCUUCCCUCCCGGCGGCGUUAGCUAUGCCGGGCAGGUGUCUACGGCGCCGGCGCCGCCAGCAGUUGGCCUGCAGCAGCAACAGCAGCAGCAGCAACAGCAUCUUGGCGGGGAUCUGAACAAAAGCAUGUCGGGAAACGACACGCCUGGAUAUCCGCGGGUGAGCAGCGUGCCGCCGCGCUCACUCAACUGUAACGGGUAUCCAGGCGAUUUCAGCGGUUCUCAGCAGCAGCAGCAGCAGCAGCAACAGCCACAACAGCAACAACAACAGACGACAACAGCAGCACCCAGUGGCGCAGCCACGCCCACAGCCACUGGGCCUGGUAACACGGUGGUCUCGCAGCCAGCCAGCUCACCAAUGCAGCAACAGGCCCAAACGGUGCCCCCCUCGCCCACACGCAGCCUCAUACAGCAGCAGCAGCAGCAGCAACAGCAACAACAGCAGCAGCAGCAGCAGCCACGCCUUGUCUCCCAGUCGCCCAGUCAGGUGCCGCAAUCGCCGAAUGGCAACGGGCUUCAGCCGUACGGCAGCAACGUGCAGCCACAGCAACAGACGCACCCACAUCUCGCCUCGCCGCCUAUGCAGGACUGGAACUGGAGCAAUCAGCAGCAACAGCAACAGCAACAGCAACAGCCGCCGUCUGCACAGCAGCAGCAGCAGCUGACGAGCGAUGGCUACCCGGCACAGGGUCACGGCGAGCGCUUACAUCUGAAUACGCGCAUCAAGUCCAUGAUUAUGCGCAAGAGCGACUCGAAGGAUGCGCCGCCCGAUAUUCAGCUGCAGGGCCAGGCAACUGCCGCAACUGCCGCGCAGCAGCAGCAACAGCAAACCGGUCAUUUUUUAUCGUAUAGCCACCAUCUCCGGCCCGAGACGGCGCUGAGCGCCAACGGCUCGAGCAGCAUCGCACCACCGCUGGGCGGUGCCGAGCCCAUCGGAGGUGGUGGCGAUCAAAUCUGGAAGCCGCACCACGCCAAUUCGUUUAAGAAGCCCAGCGUGGGCAGCGGCUACGCCGGCACAGACCAUCAGCUGCAGCUGCAGCUGCAGCAACACCAGCCAGGACAACACACGACCAUCAGCCAUGCGGAGCAGCCACCCCAGCCACCAUCAAUGCCCAUACAGCCACCGGUUCAGCCACAGCCCAAGAAGUCGCGCAGCCGCAGCAAGGCGAGCCGUGCCGCUGCAGCUGCCGCAGAAGCAGCGGCCGCCGAAAUUGAAAGGGAUCGCAAUGCCAACGAUCCGGGUGGCGGGGGACUCAAGGCUCUAGGAGCACAUUAUCCGCCACCGCCGGGCAGCGGACAGGAGUACCACGGCCAAUAUAUCAAAACGGAGCCAGGCCUCUUACCACCGCCGCCGCCGCCGGGCGCACAGCCCAACAAGAUGGAAGGGUACGAGCGCAACUACCAGAACUUCAUUCAGUACGCCGACUUUUGCCAGAACGACGGACAGGGCCAGCCGGUGCAACAGCACCAGCAGGAGUAUACCGGCUACCAUCACAACUCGCCGUACUACGGCGCGGGCGCCGGUAGCUUCCAGCAGAACUUUCAGCAGAGCUUUGUGCCCGGCUAUCAAGCUGCAGCGGCCUAUGGUAGCCGUGGUAAGCCGCCGUCGAACUCUGUGCACCACGGGCCGCACGGUCAUGGCCACGGCAACAGCAUGCUGGAGCUGGACAGGAAGCCGGACACGAACAGCAUUAUCCCACUGCCCACCAACUACGAGCAGGACAUACCAGCGCAUGCGUAUCCCAUUCCGGCUCAUCGUUAUGCGCUGGGACAUGGAGCACCACCACCGCCGCCCCACCUCAGCCACCACGGUAUGCUGGAGUCCAAGCUGGACGACAUGGGCAUGCUGAGCCACGGUCACGGCCACGGCCAUGGCCAUGGCUAUGCCUAUCUUGGCGAGGGUAAGCCGCUUAACAAUGGCUUCUCCUGCUGCCGGCAAGGAGGUACCCGACCACCCACAGAGGAACAUCUGAAGGGCGGCACGUGCCUGGGCCUGGGCAUUCAGCCCAAGGAGGAGCUGCUGGACGAGGAUGAACUGGCCGAAGCGCACAAUGGCGUUAAGGCCAAAUCGAAGAAACAAAAGCAGGAUGAGAUACCUGAGAUAAUUGUGAAGCACGAGAAAAUUAAUCCCAUGUUCGACACGACGGAUCGCCUCGAAAAGGGCAACAAAACGGAAAUACCCGAAUGCGAGUGCUUCCAGUCCGACAAGAAUCCACCUGAGCCGGGCACCUACUAUACGCAUUUGGGCACUGCAUCAACGUUGAUGGAGCUUCGUCGGGAGUUCGAGGAUCGCUGCCAUCUAACGGGUCGUCAGCUGCGCAUCGAGAAGAUUGUCUACACGGGCAAGGAGGGCAAGACCACGCAGGGCUGCCCGGUAGCCAAGUGGGUGAUCAGGCGCGCCGAUCCCGAAGAGAAGAUACUUGUGGUUGUCAAGAAGCGUCCCGGUCACAGAUGUAUUGCCGCCUACAUUGUGGUGUGCAUGGUGGCCUGGGAUGGGAUGCCUCGCAAGGAGGCGGACGAUGCCUAUGUAAACUUGAUACCCAAGCUCAAUAAGUUCGGUCUACCCACAACGCGCCGUUGCGCGACCAAUGAAAAUCGCACCUGUGCCUGCCAAGGGCUGGAUCCGGAGUCAUCGGGCGCCUCGUACAGCUUUGGCUGCAGCUGGUCCAUGUACUACAAUGGCUGCAAGUACGCCCGCUCGAAGACUGUGCGCAAGUUUAGGCUGUCGGUGAAGAGCGAGGAGGCAGCAAUUGAGGAUCACAUGAAUCUGAUUGCCACGCUGCUGGCUCCGGUGUUUAAGCAGGUGUGCCCGCGCUCCUAUGACAAUCAGACCAAGUACGAGCAUGAGGCCUCCGACUGCCGCCUCGGCCUCGAGCCGGGCAAGCCCUUCUCAGGGGUAACCGCCUGCCUCGACUUCUGUGCCCACUCGCAUCGCGACCUGCACAACAUGCAGGACGGCUGCACUGUGCAUGUGGCCCUGCUCAAGCCCAGCAAUCGCGACAGCCACCUGCCCGACGACGAGCAGUUCCACGUCCUGCCGCUCUACACGAUGGACGGCACGGAUGAGUUCGAGAGCGUCGAGGGGCAGCGUGAUAAGCAUCGCACCGGUGCUGUGCAAAUGCUGGACAAAUUUCCCUGCGAAGUACGCGUGCGCUCCACGCCGCUGAUACCUUGUCGCCGGCAUGGCAAGAAGCGCAAGGAGGACGAGUCCGCGACGCCGGAUGGCGACCAGGACGCCGCCGCCGAUGGCAGCAGUCAGAGCUCCAGCAACGGCACGCAAUCUCAGUCCCAGCAAGCGCCCACUCAGCAGAGCAGUCCUCCCGCCAUGGCCGCUGUGCACAUCAAGAAGGAAAACGGCGCCAGCAAUGGCAGCAACAGCGGCAACAAUGGCAGCAACAGCAACAGCAACAGCAACAACAAGUCAAAGUCGAAGGCUAAAUCGAACUCCAGUGCAUCCACGCCCGGGUCGGCGCCGCCAACGACGCCCUCGCCGCGCUGCCAGACGCCCGUCACCAACAAUCCCAGUCCAGCGGGCAGUGCGUUUAGCACGCCCCCCGUUAAUCAACACGUCGGCAACCCCAACGCCAACAACAACAGUUCGGCAACAGGUGCUGUGGCCGGUCCUCCGGGCGCACAGCCCAACCAGCUGAUGAGCUCCAACUCGAGCCUCAUGAACAUGGCCACCAUGAUAGACACGUUCACGGACGCCCAGCUGCAGUCCAACCAGAUCUCGAGCACCGUGCUGGACUCGCCUUACUCCUACGACUACCAGACGGGCUCCUACAUCGACUCGCGCAACUACUACGGCAACUGGCCGGCCCAUGCCAUGGGCAUGGCUGCUGGCAGUGCGGCCCUCACGCCGACGACGCCAACAGCCUCGAUGGUGCAGCACACGCACACAGUGACGCCGCCGACAGCGGCAGCAGUGGCUGCUGCAGCUUCCCCGGCAGUUGCCACGGCAGCAACAGUUUCUCCAGCAGCCACAGCAACGGCGAUGCCGCCCGUCACGCCCACCACGGUGACGCCAACGGCAGCUCAGCACGAUUCCAGCAACGGCUACACGCCCAGCUACAACAAUCUGGCAACGCCACAGCAGCAGCAGCUGCAGCAACAACAGCAUCAGCAGAAGCAGCAGCAGCAACAGCAGCAGCAGCAACAACAGCAACAACAGCAGAGCGGCGUCGAUGUAGCCGCCGCUGUUGUUGGUGGUGAGCUCAAGAGUCGCGUCAGCGAGGAAAAUCCCGACUCGACAACGUUGGUCAACCACUCACUGGUCGAGAGUAAGUUAACCGCUUUGACAGCCAUGCAACCCAUGACUAAUCUAGCACCACCACUUCACCACCACCACCACCAUCACCAUCCGCACACGCCAGAGGGCUUCGUUAAGCCAAAGCCGCCGCCCAGCGACUACCAGUACACGCAGUAUCCGAACAACUACCAGAUGUACCCGCCUCCACCACCGCCGCCGCACUCGGCCUACUCCGCGUAUGAUGCCUACCAGAACAUGAACUACAACUAUGGCUACCAUCAUCAGGCGUACUCGCCGUACGGCAUGUAUCCGCAGCAGACGCCGCCGCCGACGCCGCCGCCGCCCUCGCCCAACUGGAAUGUCUACGGACAUCAUCAGAGCUCGGGGGCCUACGGGCCAGGGGGUGGUGCAGCUGGCAGCACGAUGUUGGCCACGCAUGGGCCGGUGCCAUCGGGUGCGACGCUGGUUAAGCCGACGGUGCCAACAGCUGUGCCGCAGCAGCAGCAACAGCAGCAGCAGCAGCAGCAACUGCAGCAGCCUCAGCAGCAACAGAUGCAACAGCAGCAACAACAACAGUUGCCGGCAACACCGCCGCAAACGGUUUUGCCCGAUUUGAGCAAUGGUCAGCUGCCGGUGGAGCCUAUUGUGACGCCCACCGCUGCGGGUGCUGUUGAAGCGCCGGCCCUUGGCAACAACAGCAACAACAGCAACAGCAGCAACAGCAACAGCAACGACGCCAACGGCAACACGACUGGCGCUGGCAGCAACACAACGGCAACAACUGUGGCGCCAGCCAGCACCAAUUCGAGCAAGAUCGAGCCCAUUGGUGAGGUGGCCGAGAUCAAUGAGAACAUUGAGGCGUUUCAGGAUCCGCAGAUGGGCGGUGUUGCCAUUGCGCUGAACCAUGGCAGUGUGCUAAUCGAGUGCGCCAAGCACGAGAUGCAUGCGACGACAGCCGUGCGACGACCGGAUCGUCAUCAGCCCACGCGCAUGACCCUGAUCUUCUACCAGCAUCGCAACUUGAAUCGUGCCAGGCACGGCAUCGACGAGUGGGAGGAAAAGAUGCGCGUAAAGAAGAUCAACACGGACCUCGACAACAAAGCCAAAGAGGAGCGCGAGCGCUUGCUGAAAAAGGCAGCUGGCGAGGAUGACGAGGAUGAGGACAUGCCUGAUGAGCAACUGGCAGUGACUGCAGCCCCAACGUUGCCCACCAUCAAGAAGGAAAACAAUGGCAGCGGCGGUGCCAUUAAGAAUGGCGCCAGUGGCAGCAAGAAAAAGAAAAGCGAUGCCAACAAGAAAACCCAGCCGAACAACAACAACAGCACCAACAACAACAACAACAACAGCGAGCAGCCAAAAAACGAGAAAGUUGCCCUCCACGCACCAACACUAACAACAACGUCGUGGACGACCCUGUUCCCUAUGCACCCAUGCGUAGUUACGGGGCCCUACCAGGAGGGCAAUAGCAGUCCAACAUCGUCCACGAAUGGCAGCGCAGCCAAUGGCAACAGCAACGGCAACGGCAACAGCAACAGCAACAGCAACGCCAAUGGCCCCGCGGCCCAGCAGCCAACGACUCCAGGGGCCGUGCCGCCGCCUCCACCGCCGCCACCGUUGCAGCAAACCUGAGCACCUACCAUAGCCAGAUGGGGUUAGGUGCCUACUACUACUGGUAGUUGUUUGACAAACGACUGAAAAAUAUUCUCAUAAUAAUUAUUUUUGUAAACGCGUCCUGAUACCGUGUGCCAUACGAGGGGUUGCGGAGCGAGCUAGCAAAGAGCAGCAGCCAGCAGUUGGACAUGCCCUGCCAGCAUGCAGUAAUACACUACCAAAGCUCCACUACAAUCACAGCAACUAUAACAGCAACACACAUACACUCACUCACUCACAUGCCUAGUUCACAAACUGGAUGAGCAAUGCAGCUAGAUUCAUAUAUACAUACAUAUAGAGGAGGAAGAAACCUAUAUUGUUGGCAAUUUCUGUUAAAUGAUUUAUUUUUACAUUUUGUUCUCUCUUCUUUUUGUUAAGCAUCAAAGAAAACAAACUACAAACAAACACUAGAAAACAAAACUGAGGAACUAAAACAAACAUAAAACCUAAUAAACUAAAUUGCUAAAUAAUGUUUGCUUGAGUUUCUAUCGUGAGCAAAAGAAAAGCGAAAGACAAAUACAAAGCAAGUAAAACAAAAAUAAAUAUUAGUGGAGGGAUACUCGUAAAAGAUCAUUGCCAAAAGUACAAAUAAACCAAUUUUUAAAGCAAACUAGAAACAACGUAAACAAUUUCGCAAACAACUAAACAAAAUGCAAAAACAAAAACAAUUAUAAAUAGUUGCUAACAAUUUUUACUACACUGAAAUAAAAUAUAUUUUCCAAUUAGCUUUUUACAUUAGUUCAAUUUGACUGUCUUUUGGCGCUGUUGCAUACUUUGCAGCGCCAAGCGAAUUCAAAUUGGCAGCCAGCAGCAAAUGCAGCUCUCUUGAUACGCGAAUCUCUUUUGAUCGCCCGCCUUCUGCACCCAAGAGAGCUGCAUUUGCGACAUUUACUUUACCGUUAACUGCAAGCACUACAUUCACAAACGAACACAAACACACACACACACGCGCAGACACACAGAAAGAGCGUUACAAAGGCAAACUAAAAAGCAAAAGAGAAAUGAAGCAAAUACAAAAAAAAAACAAAUUCAAUUUACAUACAAGCAUAUUUCUAUGUAGUAUGUGUGCGUCAGCCGUGCCGAGUGAGCGCAUCAAGAAGAGAGGAGGCUGGGGUGAGCAGCAUUUUAAGCUAAGCGUACGUAAAGCAUAUAAAUAAUCAACGUGAAUAAUGAAAGAGAGAAGAAAAUGAUAGUGAAGCAAAGACGUGAGCAGCGCGUAAAGAAUGAAGACAUUUUUAAAAUAUUAUUAAUAAAUUAAGUUUAAGUAAAAAAAAAAAAAAACAUUACCCAGACAUACACCUACGAAAUAAAGAAGAAAUUAAGUUUUAUUUAAAAAGGUGCGCCCAGAAGAGCAUAACUUUUUUUUCAAAUAAUAUGUGCUGUAAAUGUUGAAGCAAAUUCGAAAAGAAAACUAAAAAUCCAAAAAAAAGACUCGAAACCAAGCAAGUAUUAAGUACACAACAACAACUAUAAAUUAACUAAAGGACAAAAUAUAUUUGCUUAUUCAUUUCACGCAUGAAUUGUUGUAAAAAGCUAACUCAAUAAAUUAAUUUACAUCCAUCCAAAAAUAAAAAAAAGGAAAGCGAAAUGGCAGCGCAACUGAAUUUCAAAUCAAAUUAGUCUAAACAAAAAGAAAACUAAUUAUUUUGCACAAGAAAUGGUUAUUAUAUAUAAUAAAAAUAUAUGUAUACUUAUGCUUAUAAUUUGAAAUUAUGAAGAUGAAACAGAGAGAAUCAUAAAUGUAAAACGUAUGUAUGUAAAUGUAAGGCAGCGAAGAAGACUUUUGAGCAACAAGAAAAAACAUGUUUUGAUAAAUAUUU
Molecule: messenger RNA, 10742 nt
Organism: Drosophila hydei
Lineage: Eukaryota; Metazoa; Arthropoda; Insecta; Diptera; Drosophilidae
Gene: Tet
Product: DNA N6-methyl adenine demethylase
Exons: 11
Coding region: 16-8901 (2961 amino acids)
Biological process (GO): positive regulation of transcription by RNA polymerase II; oxidative demethylation
Cellular component (GO): nucleus
Molecular function (GO): DNA binding; DNA 5-methylcytosine dioxygenase activity; zinc ion binding
Source: RefSeq, a predicted model, not a curated record